Molecule: messenger RNA, 1744 nt
Organism: Papaver somniferum (opium poppy)
Lineage: Eukaryota; Viridiplantae; Streptophyta; Magnoliopsida; Ranunculales; Papaveraceae
Product: mitochondrial Rho GTPase 1-like
Exons: 6
Coding region: 888-1547 (219 amino acids)
Molecular function (GO): GTP binding
Source: RefSeq, a predicted model, not a curated record
UGGUAUUAGUUAGCAGAGUAUUUCACACUCCUCGUGGGAACGAUCUGUACUUGCCAUUGUCUACUAGUUAGACGCUGUGCACUUGCAGUAUUUUAUUGUAGGUUUCCCAACCUACCAGCAUCCAGUUUAGUACUGAUUUGAUCACCAAUAUCUUUAAAGCAAAAAUGAUAGAAAACAUGUCACUUGUAACAUAUGUAUUGACGUGUUUAAUUCUCAAGGAUUCUCUAUGUGAUGGUAGAUUCUAAAAUAUAUGAAGUGUGACAAAGAUCUCUAUCAAAAUAAUUGACCGAACUUGACACGGAAAUAGCUCAGCUGAGUAACCAAUCAGAUCCAAGGACUAGAAUUUUGCUUGUUUCAACUGGGACAUUUUGCUGGGUAAAGAAUAAAGAUCCGUAUGAGUCAGUACUGACAAUGAGCAUAUUACUGGUGCAUCAAUUCCACAACGCCUCAGUGUAAAACCAUGACAAUGUUUGAGAUGUACAUCUUCAUCAUCAUGAGCAUAUUAUUGGUGCAGGUUCUGUUAGGCUAUAAUCUUUCAGCCACAGCCUAGUGCCCUGUGUUAUAUUAUGAUUGUGGUAUUCCGUUGUAGUAAGGAUUGAUGUAAACACCUCAUUUGUAUCUAUUGUGGUAUGCGUUACUGCAUAUUUUAUAUCUAGCUUCAGAAAUUUACGUGCUACUGCUCAGUUGUUUCUUGAAAUGCUAACUCAUGAGGUCUUCUGUCUACUAGGAUGGCGCAUUACGACCUUCUGAACUUGAUGAUCUUUUUUCAACUGCACCAGAAAGGAUUACAGUACAUGGAGUGAAGCUCCAUAUAAAGGAUUUGCUGAGAAGACUGCAUUAGGAGGGUUAUCCUUUGAUGGAUUCUUGGCACAGAUGCAAUAUAUGUGAUGCAGUGGGCCCUUAUGACAUUAUUAGAUCCGGUUAAGAGCAUAGCCAAUUUGGUUUACAUCGGAUACCAAGGAGGCAUUGCCUCUGUCCUGCGUAUAACCAGACGAAGAAGGUUACACCGCAAGAAGCAACAAUCAGAUAGAAAUGUUUUCCAGUGCUUCUUCGUCUUUGGACCUAAAGGUGCUGGGAAGUCAUCAUUGUUGAACUCUUUUGUUGGAAGGCCUUCUUCUGAUGCUUAUUCUCCAACCACUACAGAAUGCUUCGCUACCAACACUGUUAAUCAUCUUGGGGGAAACAAGAAGACCCUAAUAUUACGAGAAAUACCGGAAGACGGUGUCAAGCGUUUGUUAUCCAGCAAAGAGUCCUUGGCAGACUGUGAUGUUGCAAUUUUUGUACAUGACAGUUCUGAUGAGAAGUCAUGGAAAAGAGCAACAGAAUUGUUGGUGGAUGUUGCUACUCAUGGUGAAGACACCGGUUUCGAGGUGCCUUGCCUCAUCAUUGUGGCUAAAGAUGAUCUUGAUCCUUUUCCACUGUCCAUACAAAAGUCAACCAGGAUGCCAUAUCUCUCUCUCUCUCUCUCUCUGUUGCUCUCGUUAAACUUUGUUCAGGAUAGGGAGAUAAUAUGCGCUAGAUGUCACUAUACAAUUGGCGGGACGUGAGGGGAUAGGGAUGCAGGGGAUCCGGAGCCGUGAUGGUGUACACUGUAGGCUUCACUACCGAGCAUUCCUUUAUCGGACCUAAAAACCGUAGUCUCCGAACACCAAAAGCGGCCCCCUGUCUGUACGGUACGGUUUUCCAGUGCCUAAAAACCACUGUUUAUAUAUAUGAUAUAGCCGCUUGUUGUUGGCUACUUUCA